Nothoprocta perdicaria is the source of this 1418-nucleotide messenger RNA. RefSeq names its product family with sequence similarity 198 member A (gene GASK1A). Lineage: Eukaryota; Metazoa; Chordata; Aves; Tinamiformes; Tinamidae. The transcript has 4 exons. Gene Ontology annotation, cellular component: Golgi apparatus. The record is from RefSeq and is a predicted model, not a curated record. Bases 1 to 1071 code for a protein of 356 amino acids.
AUGGGGCUGCGUGUGGGAAGACAUUCGGCCACCACGUCGAGGUGUCCGGGAACGCUGGUCCCCGUGCCCGGCGCCCUGCAGGAAGGCAGCCUGCGGUUCGGCGAGGAGAUCCCGCCGUGGUUUUCCGCGGACGACGUGCAGAAGAUGCGGCUGCUGGCGGGCGCCGAGGUGGUGUCCAAAGCCCGCGUGCCGGCGCACGGGCAGGUGCUGCGCGUGGGCUUCCGGGCACCCAUGGGCGCUGCCGCCGCCGACGGGGACUGCGCGGCCGGGCUCUGCGGCCUCGCCAAGCGCCCCGGCGACCUCUACGAGGUGCUGGCCUUCCACCUGGACCGCGUGCUGGCGCUCAACAGGAGCCUGCCGGCCGUGGCGCGGCGCCUGGGCGGGCACCUGCUGCCCUACCGCUACACGGACGGCGCGCCGCGGCCCGUCGUGUGGUGGGCGCCCGACGUGCGGCACCUGCACGACGCCGACAACGACCAGAACUCCUUCGCCCUGGGCUGGCUGCAGUACCAGGCGCUGCUGCGGCAGCGCUGCGGUGCCGGCGGCGGCGCGGCGCCGGGGCGGGCGCCUUGCGUGGGCGUCGCGCACGCCGAGUGGAGCCGCCUGGCGCUCUUCGAUUUCCUCCUGCAGGUGCACGACCGCCUGGACCGCUACUGCUGCGGGUUUGAGCCGGAGCCGGGGGAGCCCUGCGUGCAGGAGAUGCUCCACGCCAAGUGCCGCAACCCCGCGGAGCUCGCCCUGGUCCACAUCCUGGUGCGGAGGAGCGCGCCCUCGCGCCUUGUGUUCAUCGACAACGCGGGCCGGCCUCAGCACCCGGAGGCGAAGCUCAACUUCAGGCUGCUGCAAGGCAUCGAUAGCUUCCCGGAGUCGGCCGUGGCCGUGCUCAGGUCCGGCUGUCUGCAGAAGAUGCUCCUGAGGUCCCUGUACGUGGACCGGGAGCUGUGGGACAGCCAGGGCGGCUCGGAGGGCCUGCGACCCCUGCUCCAAACGCUGGAGAGGCGCGCGCAGAUCUUCCUGCGCUACCUCCGGGAGCACAACCUGGGCCUGUUCAGGGAGACCGCGGCGCCCUAGGGCGCCCGGGCGAACGCACGCCUUGCAACCACAAAUAUACCUCGCACCCCUGGUUCUUUUAUGAUCGGAAACCAAACAUGAGCCACUGCUUCUUCAGAAUUUCUUCCUUCCCCUUUGGUAGGAUGGACUUUCCCAGGGCACCCUGGAGAAGGGAGCCCAGUAGGUAGGAAAGAGGAGGAGAACGCUGCUCCUGAAAUACCCCACAAAGGGUCGACCAAAACAUUAACUAAUAUUUUAAAUCAACAAUCUACAUAUGGAGCUGGCAAAGGAGCUGCAUUUCAGUGAGAUUUGGGGUGCCUUUGUCCCCCCAUCAGCUUUGAAGCCUGAAGGCUUGAGCAGUUCCUGGA